AUGGUGCUCCCCUACUUCACCGCCCUCGUCUUCGGCACCAUGCUCCCGGGCCUCAACCUAACCCAAUACGCCGACCACUACGACAACGUCCACAUCCCACUCGUCAAGUCGCUCACGGGCUCAAACUUCCCCGUCAUCCACACACGAUACUACGUUGGCGGUAACCCUGCCUUUGUAAACGCCAGCUCCCCCGUCGACUACGACUCCAUGGCAACCAUGCAGUUUCGAGACAUGACGCAUGCGUUGACGUUCAUGAGCAUCAUCAGCGCACCGGAGGCGGCGAAGAAGAUUGCGGAGGACGAGCAUUUGUUUAUGGCAUGUGCACCGAGGACGGUGAUUGUGGGGACAGAUGGGAGUGUGACAGGGCCGUAG
Molecule: messenger RNA, 372 nt
Organism: Alternaria ethzedia
Lineage: Eukaryota; Fungi; Ascomycota; Dothideomycetes; Pleosporales; Pleosporaceae
Exons: 1
Coding region: 1-372 (123 amino acids)
Molecular function (GO): oxidoreductase activity
Source: RefSeq, a predicted model, not a curated record